Molecule: messenger RNA, 471 nt
Organism: Aspergillus heteromorphus CBS 117.55
Lineage: Eukaryota; Fungi; Ascomycota; Eurotiomycetes; Eurotiales; Aspergillaceae
Exons: 1
Coding region: 85-348 (87 amino acids)
Source: RefSeq, a predicted model, not a curated record
GGUGGCUCCGGGGCAUACACGAGCUCGAGAUCCUCUUGCACCCACUAUGCUCCGUCUACUGAAUUACAUGGAGCCACCAGAAGCAUGUCUUCUUAUAUGAUGGCAACAUCUGGUGUUCUUACUGCAGUGACUGAGGUGAGGUGGUUGCCAAUACUUCUUCCGCGGCUCCCCUACCAUAUCCCGCAACCACCACCACCUUCUGUAUACACCCCAGGCUCCUGCCUCUUUUCACAUUCACUCCCCCCUCCCCCCUCCCCCCCCCCACCACCCCUAAUUGGCAGUCAGGCAGCCAGGCUCUCAGGCCCUCAGGCUCUCAGGCAACAAAAAUGGCCCAUAAGUUCCCAUUAAACGGAGUCCUGGUACCCAGUGAACCCCAUGAUGGCCCAGUGGGCUUGAGGACUUCAAUUCCAUUCCCGGAACGUCCAGUAGUGUUCUUCCUUCGUCCUCUUCCUCGUGGAGAGAGAGACCUAC